AAAUUCUACUCUCCCGCGUCUCCGGUGUCGAAGUUGCCGCCGCACGCAGACGCGUCUACACCCAGGAAUCUUGCCAUCUGGCUAUUCUUAACACUCGUUUGGAUCCUACUCCCUGCAUCCUGCCUCAUCUGCAGCGUCAAGUAAACGGCACGAUGUUGACAAGGAGCGCGGACAAGUUCGCUCUCUUGAUAAUCCCCUAAUUGCUUUGCCAGGCCAAGGAACGCUCAUUGGACAAAAAUCGUCGCAAUCAUCAUAGCCGCGUUGACGACAAUGGAUACGACUUUUGGAAACAACGUGCGGCCUGCUCUGCCGGUAGAGCUUCAUGCCGCUACACGGGAGAAGCACCAUGCUCUCAACAUGCAGAUCACAGCGCGCUUACCGUUGUGUCUGCCGCCUCAUGCCAAUGAUCCGCUCCUUUAUGCGAAGGGCAUGAUAGUCUUCGGCCAGAUAUAUUUCGGAUUUGAGAAAUUUCUAGAAGCGUCAUUAGCCUCGAGGAGCUUUGACAAACGAAUACAAGACGUUUAUCAAUGUAUACAUUUUCGCACUUUGGUCAGAACAAACCGAUUGCGAAAUGACAUUGACUCACUGAAGUCGCGGCUAAACGCUGACCAGUCCUUGGAACUUGACCUGCUCUCACAGCAGUCAACAGUGUUUGCUUCUCGAAACACGGCAGCCUUGUCUGCAAGACCUCACGUACUGCUGGCUUACGCCUGGGCAAUGUACCUCGCUCUCUUUAAUGGUGGUCGGUGGAUUCGCCGGCAGCUCGUUGAAGCAGGUUCGAGUUUCUGGAAAGCAGAUGCAUUUCCUUUGUCGUUCUGGGAGUUUGGCGGCGGCAGUGGUGAGGAUGCGCAACAUGAGGCUCUCAAAUUGCGGUUCAAGGAUUCACUUCUGGCAGCGUCGGCACUCUUGACCGACGUCGAGAAGGAAGACGUAAUUGAGGAGACAAAGAGUCUGUUCGAUAUGUGUUCGGAGAUGGUCCUUUUCCUAGACGAAGCCGUGGCGGACAGAGGAUGCUCGAACCCACAUUUACCUCCGGAAGGCAAUGUUCGUGCGACUGGGCCAGGGUAUUUUGCACCAACCUCGUCGGUUGCGUUCGCCUGGUCAUACAUCACUUCUACAUUAGCCUUCGUGAGGACGACAACCAGAUCUGCGUGGGAACGCAGAGUCCAGGCGGUUGAUUCAACGUGAAACGCCAUACCUGCUUUCUACCAUACGUCAAAUAAUUACGCACCUGUGCUGGGUCGUCUCAGAGAUGAGAUACUCUUGGGCCAUUUUCGACGAAUCAAGCCGAUAGAGCAGUGAUUUCAGCCGAGGAAGCUCUUCUGAAGAUGGGAAGAUUGUGAGAAGCACCUGCCUUCUCCGAUUGGGGGCCCGAGAUUGAUAGUCAUGCGCUUGCAGAUCCACAAAUGGCUGCUUCGCAUUGUCCGCUCCUCAAAUGGCAGCCUUGAGCUUAUUCAGACACGGCACACUGGACACAGCCUGUCACAUCCUUGCGAAUCCUAGUGAAUCUUAGCUGUGCUUGGACGAGGGCAAUCAGCUCCCGCUGUGUGGGAAACAAGGGCGUUUGGUUGAUAUAUAGGAUUGAGGUUGAGAGGGACAGCAAAGUCGUCAGGCUAGCAUGAGGCUCCUGCACAUGUUACAGGAACAUCUCGUGGGUCUCGGUGGAUGAUCUACGUUAGUAUGGAACCAAGCCGGUGGUUUCCUGAGGAUGAGACUUCCCACCGCCCCAAGGAGUCAGGUAGGGGAAGCAUGCUGAACUUAUCCACUAUGGUUUGACGACGUGGAACAGGAAGUCCCCAAGUGUUGAUUUAAGGUUCGCACCCCUUUGCACCUGAGCAGGAGACUGAUUGCAUACUCCGUACGGCCAUGGUUGUAAAAGUCCCAGUCCGAGUACCGCUGUGGCUCAAGACUCAGGAGGCUCAAGGAUUCGGUAUGCGGAGCAAUACGCUGGACUAUGAUCGACGGACAAAUGCCUAGGGGCGCAAUGUGACAAGAGGGCUGGGAGAGUUGGGUACCCAUGCUUUGCUUUCAGAGUCACUAUUCUGCCACUAUUAACGUUCGCUUUUUGUUCGGACGAACCCCUUCAUGCAGUCACCAACUCCGGCGUGUAUGUAUCGCAGAAGUUUCAUGCUCGAGAGUUUGGUUUUGGGUUCAUUGUAGACACCAAUUAGGCCUCAGGUUGUGUGUUUGUAGCAUCCAGGAAUCUGCAAACGUCGAG
Messenger RNA from Exophiala xenobiotica, 2218 nucleotides. RefSeq lists its product as uncharacterized. The record is from RefSeq and is a predicted model, not a curated record. NCBI's taxonomy places the organism in Eukaryota, Fungi, Ascomycota, Eurotiomycetes, Chaetothyriales, Herpotrichiellaceae. Gene Ontology annotation, biological process: heme oxidation. Bases 271 to 1188 code for a protein of 305 amino acids. Gene Ontology annotation, molecular function: heme oxygenase (decyclizing) activity. The transcript has a single exon.